AUGAAGCCGAUAAUUGUUGUGAGGAGAUAUGAGGAUAAGGACUUGCUGCAGAUGCAGGAGGUGAUCAGGAACUAUGUGAUGUCGAUGUUUUCGAAUGCUUUUUGGUUCUGUUUGUUUCGUGAGAUAACUCUGCAACUUAUCGUCCUGUCAACCGCAAUUUUCUUCAUUUUUAUCGGAAUUCCAUUAAUUUACUGUCUAUCUUCUGUUCCUGUUGUAGUCGUUCUUAUUGCAGUCUGCGUCUACUGCUCGCACUACAACAAAGCCAUUGAAAUGUCAAACAUGCACGCUCCAGUCUGCUUUGUUGUUGAUCUCUACGAGCCAUUUACUAUCCUAUUAGACAAGAAGGAACUUGAGUACAUCCACUUAACAGAAGAAGAACUGAAAAAUCAUCAAGAUGAGAUCAAAAAAAUGAGACCGAAGCGAGUUGUUGGAACAAUUUCGACUAGAAAUCAUCAAGCAUUGCAUGAGUCGGCUUGGAUUUAUCGGAUUGCAGUUGAUCCAAAUUACUCAUUUGUGCAGAUUACAAAGCCGAUGAUUUUUCAAGUUAUGGAGCAUGCUUAUGUCAAUGGAAUGUUUACUGCUGAGACAACAUGUGCUGAAUGUCAUGAGGAUGUUAGGGAACUGAUGCUGAAAAUAGGCUUCAACAUUCGACAAAUCUACCACAAAACUAUCAUAGGAAGUAGCUUGCGUGUUAUGAAGGCACAACUAGGGAUCGAUCUGCAAAAAUUCUACAAGAAUCACCAAAACAAGGAAAUAUUGAAUCAGCAACGUGAUUACAAUAAAUCUGAAUAUUAA
This is a messenger RNA of Chironomus riparius, 795 nucleotides long. The record is from the annotation of a GenBank genome assembly. Lineage: Eukaryota; Metazoa; Arthropoda; Insecta; Diptera; Chironomidae.